Molecule: messenger RNA, 1419 nt
Organism: Rhizophagus irregularis DAOM 181602=DAOM 197198
Lineage: Eukaryota; Fungi; Glomeromycota; Glomeromycetes; Glomerales; Glomeraceae
Source: RefSeq, a predicted model, not a curated record
UAGACAACGAAGGAAGAACCUGCGUUUAUGGUUUAAGACACCAAGCGAGAUGUUUGACGACAGUUGUUGCAGAUGCAGAUCAUAAUAAAUUUUUAGUUGGUUCUCAAAGUUUACGACGUGAAAACGAGUUAGAUUCACCUACUUGAGUUUCAUGAGGAGGAGUUUGAAAUAACCAGUGACGUGUUUCAGCAUUCGGAAGAAGUUUUGGACAUUGCUGCGUGUCCUAUGCAAAGCGAUCUUUUCUUCACGUGUUAUAAUAAAUUAACUUCAAAUUUGAUACAGUCUAAAGCCAGCUUAUGGAGAAUGGGCAAAGCAAUACCUGAAGAUUCGGAAACAAAUCUACAGAGUCACACGCCAGUAGCAACAAGUUUGCCUUUAGAAAAUAUUUUUGAGGUUGAUGGCGAUGCGACAAUAAAAAAAGUUCUCUGGGAUCCAAAAAAAGCCCUUACAGGAUUUGUGUCCAUUCAUGAUUACGCCUUGAAUGUAUGGUCAUUUGCUGAUCAGUUUGCAUCGUCUAAGUUGUUAAAUACAUUUGAAUUCCCUUCAACCUCCGGACCUUUAACAACUGGAGCAUGGAAUCCACAUCAAUCAGAAAUUGCAGUUGGAAAGGAUGUUUCCAUAUCUGGUUGGGAUAUCAAAUCACAAAGCCAGACAUUUAAUAUAAAUGAGGCACAUUCAGUAAUGGUCCGCGCGCUGGACUUUAAUCCAAACAAACCAAAUCAAAUUGCUUCGGCUGGUGAUGAUUGUAAAGUAAGGUUUUGGGAUCUCAGGAACACUACCGAAAGCAUUAAAGAAAUAUCAGAUCAUACGCAUUGGAUAUGGGCUGUAGGAUAUAAUAGAUUUUAUGACCAACUUUUUUUAAGUUCUGGUUCAGAUUAUCAAGUCAAUCUCCAAAGCAUCGUCUCUAUUUCUUCGGCCACAUUUCAAUAUAAUGAUUAUGAUGAUAACAAAUCCGAAGAUGAAUAUAAAGAAAUAAUAAGUAAGCCAACAGAUGGUUUAGUGAGAACUUAUGAUCAGCAUGAAGAUAGUGUAUAUUCAGUUGCAUGGAGUGCUCAUGAUCCUUGGGUAUUUUGCUCUUUAUCUCAUGACGGAAGAGCAGUGAUUAAUAGAGUACCUAGAGAAGAAAAAUAUAAAAUCAUUCUUUAAAUAAUUAGUUUAAUACUGUGUUUAUAAUACGAAAUAUUUAUAGACAGAUAUUUAAUAGAAUCCUUGGUGAAAUUCGGGAAUUCCGGGAAUGCAACACAAAAGCGGUCAAAAAAUUAUAUAAUGCAGGUUAUGAUCAUCAUAACAUGCAAGUAUGUUGUGCACAAUAAUGCUUUGCUUAUCACGUUGAUUAAUUUAUAAUGAAAUAGACUCUGAUUCGAAAAGGGCAAUUAAAUGCAGUAAUUGGUCUAACGAAUUUUAAACAAUCACAACUGU